AUGCAAAAAGAUUUAGAAGAAGCUGUGGAUAGUGCGGAUAGUGUCAUUGAAAGUGCGCGGCAGAGGCCUCCUAAAAGUGAAGACCCACCUGGUGGGGAAAAAUCUCUCCAUGACAAACUGUAUGACCUAUAUGUUGAGGAAUGUGGAAAAGAGCCCGAGGUUACGGAGGAAUUAAUAAGCAAUGUGCACUUGUUAGAAAAGCUUCUUCAGAGGGAGGACUUGCCCCGUUUGGUGGUCAACCUGUACCCAGGGAAGGAGGGCUAUUCGCUGAUGCUCAAGGGUCCAAGUAAACCAUAUUCAGAGACCAUUCGACUGCCUUACGAAGAAAGGACAUUUCUUGAAUACCUGGAUGCAGAAGAAUUGCCUCCUGCAUUGGUGGAUCUUCUGGAAAAGUCCGAGCUGAACAUUUUUCACCGUGGGUGCGUCAUAGCAGAGGUGCGGGACUAUAGGCAGUGCGGUGGUGCGGAGCCCCCUGCCUACCAAAGCAGGCAUGUCCUCCUGCGGCCGACGAUGCAGACGUUAGCCUGCGACGUGCAGUCCAUAGCCAGCAAUCACCCGGAAUGGAGCCAGGAAGACAAACUUUUACUUGAGAGCGAGCUGAUCCUAGCCACCGCUGAACCCCUGUGCCUUGAUCCUUCUGUCUCAGUCGCCUGCACUGAAAACAGGCUGCUCUACAACCAGAAGAAGAUGAACACUCCCACGAUGAGAAGGAGCUUCAAGAGGUAUUCCACAGCCUCCCUGAAUCAGCAGCAGGAGCUGUCUUCUAGUCCGGCGCCUCACAAAAAAAGCAAAGAAAGUCAAGCAGCUCAGCAGGAUGACCUCAACAUUUCCAAAGCAGGAAAAUGUGUGGAUACGUGGAAACAGAGGCCCUGUGACUUGGCAGUCCCUUCUGAGGUGGAUGUAGAGAAAUAUGCUACAGUGGAGAGGUCUGUCAAAUACGAUGAGUCACCACUAACAGUCUGGCCAGCCUACCAGGUAAAAGAUGAUAGUUCUCCAUUUGGAUGUGAAGCUGGUGAUCAGUCCCAGAGAACAAAGCCGACCUUCAUGCGGUCUUUUGGUGAUCCACUUAUCUCUGGAGAAAGAAGUUCACCUAAAAAAGCCACAGGCGGGAAACAGAUGUCUCCCCACCAGUCCUCCACAGAUGACCUUUCCUAUAGUUUCCUGCCUGAGUCAAGCCUUGACACUGGCGAAGUGGAGAGUCUGUUUGAGGAAUUGGUGCCCGUGAGCGCUGAAUGUACCUUUGAGGUUGACUCAGUCCCUCUCAGCCAGGGCUCCAGCUGUUCAGCCCCUCUCAGCCAGCUUUCUCCGGAAAAAGAAGCAGGACAGCCUCUGGCCAUGUCAGCAUCAGUGCUGGGGGAGGGAGUCCAGCGCACCCCUCCACCCAUCAGCCUUCUCUCCAGCUCAGAAAACAGUUCCUUAGGUAAUACCAGUUUGACUUUCCAGCAGGCAAGCAGCUUUCAUAAGUUGACAUCUCAUGCCCCUGCUCUGAAGCCACUGAGUCUUCCUCAGAAACCCUUUUUGGAGGUGAAGUGUGUUAGCACACUUCCUGCAGCCACCCUGUCCAUUGCCAGCUCAUCAGAGACAACCCUGGCCAGCCAGUUCAAGGCCGACUCUGUUGGUCCCACCAUCAUCAGAGUGGCAGGCCCUGUUCCUGCAGCCCAGACUGUGCUGAGAGGUGCCAACCCUGCGAAGGGCUCUACUGCUAGGGCCAGGGCUCCUAUCUCAGGCCCGUAA
Molecule: messenger RNA, 1734 nt
Organism: Pteronotus mesoamericanus
Lineage: Eukaryota; Metazoa; Chordata; Mammalia; Chiroptera; Mormoopidae
Product: transcription factor SPT20 homolog
Exons: 3
Coding region: 1-1734 (577 amino acids)
Biological process (GO): regulation of transcription by RNA polymerase II
Cellular component (GO): SAGA complex
Molecular function (GO): transcription coregulator activity
Source: RefSeq, a predicted model, not a curated record